This is a messenger RNA of Daldinia caldariorum, 4231 nucleotides long. RefSeq names its product multidrug resistance protein. Bases 247 to 4035 code for a protein of 1262 amino acids. Gene Ontology annotation, cellular component: membrane. Gene Ontology annotation, biological process: transmembrane transport. Gene Ontology annotation, molecular function: ABC-type transporter activity; ATP binding; ATP hydrolysis activity. The record is from RefSeq and is a predicted model, not a curated record. The transcript has 9 exons. Lineage: Eukaryota; Fungi; Ascomycota; Sordariomycetes; Xylariales; Hypoxylaceae.
UGGGCACUCCCGAAAGUGCGCCGGGCCGCGCGCUGGCAUCUCAUAUGCCUCGCAACUCCGGAUUUUUGGUACAGCUUUCAUGCCGCAAUAUAAGGAGGUAAUAAGUAUAGGAUUUUAGUUAGUUUUUUACUGUAACUAUUUAAAUCAAAAGAACUCCAUUCGAACCCAUGGGGACUAUUAAAAACUCUCUAGAGCCUUCGACUUUCUUUCGUUAUUUGCGUUUGCUGUACUCAUGUUCAACUUACAAUGGAGUCUUCUUCAGAAAAGACGACAAUAGAUGAGACAUCUAACCAAGACUCCGAUGCCUUCAGCGCUUACGUGAGGAUCUUUAAAUAUGGCACGCCGAAAGAACACGCCUUACAACUGGUGGCGACCGCAUGUGCUCUAGGCUCCGGUGUUGGCAUGGCUCUUCUUAACCUGGUAUUCGGACAGUUCAUCACAGUGCUGUCCGACUUUACAUCUGGUGCCUCCAGCCCCGCUGAUUUCCGAAGAGAUGCUUCCCGGCUAGCUCUAUACUUUUUUAUCAUAGGAAUUGCGCGAUUCUGCCUCGUUUUCGCUUACAGUUCUCUUUAUACGCUCGCAGCCUACCGAAUCGCUCGAAACAUUCGUCGUCUAUAUCUUAAGGCAGGUCUCAGCCAGGAAGUCGCCUACUUCGAUGCUGGGACAGGCGGGUCGAUUGCCAUGCAAGCUAUUUCGAACGGCAAAUUGAUUCAGGCAGGGGCAUCAGAAAAGCUAGGCCUCGUCUUCCAAGGAAUCUCAGCUUUCAUAUCUGCCUUUGUCCUAGCUUUUGUCACGCAAUGGAAGCUUACUCUGAUCAUCUGUUGUAUUGCCCCGGCUACGCUUAUCGUAAUGGGCGUAGCUUCUACCAUCGAGGCUUCCAUCGAGUCCAAGAUCCUCAAGAUUCGCGCUCAGGCUGGGUCUUUUUCCGAGAGCAUUCUGUCAAGCGUUCGGACCGUUCACGCCUUUGACUUGCGGUCCCGGUUAACGAAGGAUUUCGAUAAGUAUUUACAGGCUGCAAGGGCCCUAGGAAACAAGAAGAACGCGCUCUUCGGUUUCAUGUUCUCUGCCGAAUAUACCAUUAUAUUUGCGGGGGUCGCCUUGGGCUUUUGGCAGGGUAUUGGGAUGCUGGCUAGGGGGGAGGUUUCUGCAUCUGGUGACGUUUUUACUGUCCUCAUGUCAGUGAUCAUUGCGGCUACCAGUUUGACUUCUAUCGCCCCCUAUGUAAUUGACUUUACUCGCGCGGCCACCGCCGCUGCGGAACUAUUCCGACUUAUGGACCGAACGUCGGCCAUUGACCCAUUCAACCAACAAGGGGAACAGCCUACGCAGGUGACGGGGACUAUCGAGUUCGAUCAUGUGUCUUUCAGCUAUCCAAUGCGCCCUGGUGUCGUAGUAUUGAAAGACUUCGAGCUGCACAUCCCUGCUGGGAAAGUAACGGCUCUUGUGGGGGCAAGCGGAUCAGGCAAGAGUACUAUCAUCGGUUUGAUUGAGCGAUGGUACAAUCCAGUAUCUGGGACUGUGAAGCUUGAUGGCCGACCCAUUGAUCAGUUAAACCUAAAAUGGCUGAGACAACACGUUCGACUUGUUCAACAAGAGCCGGUCUUAUUCGCCGGGACUGUUUUCGACAACAUCGCGAACGGUCUCGCUGGUACCCCUUGGGAGAAUGAUAGCCCAUCUGACAAACUAGUAAGGGUAAAGGAGGCUGCUCGGAUCGCCUUUGCAGAUGACUUCAUCACCAACCUCCCCAAAGGCUACGAUACUGUUAUCGGAGAGCGAGGCGGGUUGCUAUCGGGGGGCCAGAAGCAGAGGGUGGCCAUCGCUCGAAGUAUUGUAUCACAGCCAACUAUCCUUCUACUCGAUGAAGCCACCAGUGCGCUUGACCCCCAGUCAGAGGAGGAGGUCCAGAAGGCCCUCGACAACGUUUCACAAGGGCGUACUACGAUCACGAUAGCGCACAAGUUAGCUACUAUACGCAACGCUGAUAACAUCGUGGUAAUGGAAAAAGGCUGUAUUAUCGAACAGGGGACGCACAGCUCGCUCCUGCAACAGAACAGUGUCUAUUCACGCCUCGUGAAAGCCCAAGAUCUGUCGGUAACUAAGCAAGUAUUUGAUAGCGGCUCCUCGGACGACUUCAACGAGAAAACAGAGGAUGGAGAACCGGUUACCUUAACCAAGUCAUUGACACGAUAUUCAACGUCGACAAAUCGCCGGUCGGAGAAACAGCUGGCUCGGGAUGACUUUGAACUAUGGAAAACAGUCGGGCUUCUCCGUACUAUCUGGCGAUUAGUAGUCUCGAAUCCCGAACUCAAAUGGACUUAUUCUCUUCUAUUAUUCGGAUGUCUAGGUGCAGCCGCCGCGUUCCCAGGUCAGGCAAUCCUGAUGUCUAAAUUCAUCGAAGCAUUUCAACUAUCUGGCUCAGAUAUGCAGUCAACAGGAAACUUCUUUGCACUAAUGUUUUUAGUUAUGGCAAUCGGGGCUCUUGUCGUUUAUUUCAUCAUUGGAUGGACAUCGAACGUUGUUGCUCAGACUUUGAACCACAAAUAUCGGAGGCAAGUGGUUAGCGACUUAUUAAAACAGGACUUGCAAUUUUUCGAUCGCCCUGAGAAUAGUACUGGCGCCUUGAUUAGUCGGACAGAUUCUUACCCUCAGGCUAUAUUUGAGCUCAUGGGCUUCAAUGUCGCUCUUAUAUCAAUUGCACUAGUCGGUGUACUUUCAUGCUGCGUCUUAGCUUUGGUUUACGGAUGGCGACUCGGCUUGGUUAUUAUAUUUGCUGGUCUUCCGCCUAUGAUGUUUUCUGGAUAUGCUCGCAUUAGAAUUGAGUCGGCAAUGGAUCACAGGAUUUCGAAACGGUUCUCGGCAAGCGCGUCAAUAGCUUCGGAAGCGGUAACCGCGAUUCGUACGGUAUCAUCAUUGGCCAUUGAGAACUUGGUCUUGGAGAGAUACACCAACGAGCUGGAUCACGCCGUCUCAAGCUGUACAAACCCGGUGUUGCUUAGUAUGGCUGCGUUUGCGUUCACGCAGACCGUUGAUUGCUAUUUCUUGGCUUUAGGCUUUUGGUACGGAUGCCGCCUGGUCUCGUUCGGCGAUCUGAGCUUGGGAAACUUCUUUAUAGCAUUUCUCGGAGUGUUUUUUUCCGGUCAACAGUCUUCUAUCCUAUUCGGGUUUUCUAGUAGUAUGACCAAAGCAAAAAACGCUGCGAACUAUAUAUUUUGGCUCCAGCAGCUCCAGCCCACUAUACAAGAAACGGAAGAGAAUAAACACGUCGGACCGGCUGGUUAUAAGCACCUGGACCUGGAUAACGUGCAAUUCUCCUACCCCCUCCGGCCUCACGCCCGCGUCUUGCGCGGUAUCAACCUCAAAAUUCAAAGGGGACAAUUUGUUGCUUUUGUCGGUGCUUCCGGAUGCGGAAAAAGUACCAUGAUCGCCAUGCUAGAACGCUUCUACGAUCCUGUAGCUGGGCACUUGGUAAUCGACUCCAAGAACUUGGAUGCGAUGAAUCCUCGGCUCUACCGCAACCAAGUAGCACUUGUACAGCAAGAGCCGACGCUUUAUCCAGGAACCAUCCGCGAAAAUGUUUCCAUGGGAAUCCUAACCGAAGAUCUGACAUCCAUCGACGAAGCCGAUAUUGUGGCGGCCUGUCGUGCCGCAAACGCCUGGGAAUUCAUUUCUUCUCUUCCCGAAGGGCUCGACACUCCCUGUGGUAGCAACGGACUGCAACUCUCCGGCGGACAACGCCAGCGCAUUGCUAUUUCGAGGGCGCUAAUACGAAAUCCACGCGUGCUACUUCUGGAUGAAGCAACGAGUGCCCUAGACACGCAGUCGGAGAGAAUUGUCCAGGACGCCCUCAACGAGGCAGCUGCGCAAGAUGACAGAAUAACUAUUGCAGUUGCCCACCGCCUGUCAACCAUCAGGCAUGCUGAUCUUAUAUGCGUGUUUUCGGGGGGUAGAAUUGUUGAAUCAGGUACACAUGAAGAGCUGAUCGCGAAGAACGGCAUGUAUAGCAAGAUGUGCGAAGCACAGAACCUGGCUCUAUAAUACACCGAUAGAAAUUUCCGUUGAGGAUAUAAAUAGAUGGACAGGAUGAAGAAUGGUAAAUUUUAGAACAUGGACUCACAAUAGAAUUAGAGAGAGCGGAGGCUAGUGAGCACGUAGAUGGAAGGGAUAAAGCGAAACAUAAUAUUUCACAUUUUAGGUACUCAUUUUCCAUGAUUUUUAUUUUUAUUUUUAUUUU